AGAUUUUCAAUAUAAAACUUUUCAAUACGAAAAUUCACCGCAUUCAAGUAUAGGCAGCGUCAGAGCAAGCGUCUUCGAGUAAACGGGAAAACAAGAAUUUUCAAAAAGUUGUGUGAGAAGUUUUAUUCAGUUCGAAUAAUUUGUGUUCUCGUAGAUGUCAGUAGUGCCACUAAUGUUCCGUGACUGGUGGGAUGAGCUUGAUUUUCCAAUGCGCACUUCGCGCCUCUUGGAUCAACAUUUCGGUACUGGAUUAAGGCGCGAUGAUUUAAUGUCCUCAAUUUGGAGCUCGCGUCCAACGCUUUUACGCUCGGGCUAUUUGCGGCCAUGGCAACGUACCGGCACUGGUUUGCAAAAGCUUGACUCCGGAUCUACUCUAAACGUGAAUGAUGAGAAAUUUGAAGUGAUUUUGGAUGUACAGCAAUUCUCGCCUAAUGAAAUUACCGUAAAGGUUACGGACAGAUCUGUUGUAGUGGAAGCGAAACAUGAAGAAAAACAAGAUGAACAUGGUUACGUUUCGCGGCAAUUUACGAGACGCUAUAUGCUUCCAAAUGAUGUUAAUCCCGACAGCGUUACUUCGUCGUUGUCAUCUGACGGUCUUCUUACCGUAACAGCGCCCAUGAAGAAAUUGCCACCACCAGGCAGCGAACGUGUGGUGCCAAUUGCCCAAACGGGACCCUCUUCCAAGGAAGAUAACGAAAAGAAAGUUGAAACAACCACUGCUUGAGGGGCCGAAGGAAACGAAUCACCAUAUUUAUGCUUAAAAUUCCGCUUUCUUGAAACUUGAAACGUUCUUUUUUUUUUUUUUUUUUUUUUUGUAUUCAUAUGUAAUAGAUAUCAACUGCUAUAGACUGCUUAUUAUAGUUAACACUCGUUUAGUGCACAUUUGUUGCAUAUUUAUUUUGCGUAAAUCUGCAUUAUUUGGCACAUGAAUGCUUCUUUUUUUUUCUAUUAUACAGAAUAAUAAUUAUAAUUUAGUUAUUCAUAGAUUCACACACAUCUGCUUUAGACUAAAAUAAAAUUUGUAAUAUUUAUUUUUAUCACAAAAAAAAAAAAAA
Molecule: messenger RNA, 1055 nt
Organism: Glossina fuscipes
Lineage: Eukaryota; Metazoa; Arthropoda; Insecta; Diptera; Glossinidae
Gene: l(2)efl
Product: protein lethal(2)essential for life
Exons: 3
Coding region: 155-724 (189 amino acids)
Biological process (GO): response to heat; protein refolding
Molecular function (GO): protein folding chaperone
Source: RefSeq, a predicted model, not a curated record